Molecule: messenger RNA, 752 nt
Organism: Tripterygium wilfordii
Lineage: Eukaryota; Viridiplantae; Streptophyta; Magnoliopsida; Celastrales; Celastraceae
Exons: 1
Coding region: 126-620 (164 amino acids)
Source: RefSeq, a predicted model, not a curated record
GGUACAAAAUUCUUCCAAGUGAGUGAGUACUGAUUCCCAAUUAAAUCCUUUACCUUUUUCACUACUCUCUCUUCUCUUCUUCUCCUAGCCAUGACCAUGAGAGACUUCUAGAGAGAGGAUCGAUCAUGAAGAACACAAUCCGGUGCUGCAUCUCUUGCAUUCUACCGUGCGGAGCACUGGACGUGAUCCGCAUAGUACACGCGAACGGCCGCGUGGAAGAGAUCAGUGGCACAAUCUGCGCGAGCGAGAUCAUGAAGGCACACCCAAAGCACGUGCUCAAGAAGCCAUCUUCACCGUCCGACGAUGAUCGCAUGGUCCCCAAAAUCGUUAUUCUACCUCCCGAUGCUCAACUUCAACGUGGAAAGAUCUAUUUCUUGAUGCCGGCCCCGGAAAAGGCCACCAAAUCAAGAUCGUCGAGGAAUAAGAAGCGAAGAGAUCAGGAAAAUAGUAAUAAUAAUAACGUAAUUCCGAUGUCGAACGCGGUUGUUUCCGACGAUCAGUAUUUGAGUGAAAUACUGUCGACGGAGAAGCUCUCUCCACAGAAGGAUCGGAGGAGAGGGCGUGUCGGUGUAUGGCGGCCUCAUUUAGAGAGCAUAUGUGAGUCACCAAAUGGAUCGUAACGGCUCUCCUUUACUUUUAAUUUUCAGUUACUUUUCUUGUUCUUCAUAUAUAAAUUCAUUUUGGAACUUCUUCUUCUCUUCUAUUAGGGUUCACAGCUUCCUAUAUAUAUAUAUCUGUUGGUUCUUUCUUUC